Molecule: messenger RNA, 4182 nt
Organism: Carassius auratus (goldfish)
Lineage: Eukaryota; Metazoa; Chordata; Actinopteri; Cypriniformes; Cyprinidae
Gene: mylk5
Product: myosin, light chain kinase 5
Exons: 17
Coding region: 157-2820 (887 amino acids)
Biological process (GO): protein phosphorylation
Molecular function (GO): ATP binding; protein binding; protein kinase activity
Source: RefSeq, a predicted model, not a curated record
AUGAAGCUUCAGUCACGGGGAGGAGCCAGAACCUAAAGAGAUGCAGAGAACCGCUCCGAACAGAGGACUCAGAGACACAGGAAAAUACAAGCCAGCUGAUAAGAAAGCUGGGAAAUGACUUGGAUUCUAUGAAACUGGUUUGCACCGAUAGGAGAAAUGAGUAUUGCUGAUGGGAAUGCACGUUAUGUGUCUGCUUUCAGGAUACAGCUGUCAAGCUCCCAGUCAAAGGGAGCCAACGGACAAGUAUCCCAAUCCACACACAUUCCCAUAAUUCCCACAACCGUGGGGAAGCCUGGAGACACAUCCAAUGCAGGCAAGUCUGGACACUUCUUCCAGCUACACACAAGUAUUUUGAGGGGUAACCACAGCCAUAAUAGUGUUCUGGAUCCACCCCAUUUCACUGAGCCCCUACAGGACUGUAUAGUGGAUGAAGGAAAUGACAUCACACUGAAAGGGACUAUAACAGGGAGCCAGCCAAUCAGCAUUUCCUGGCUUCAUAACGGUGAGGCUGUGCUGUUUGGCAAAUCUUCAUUAGUGGGACGAGUGGUGACUUUGGUAAUUAAGGAAUGUCUCCCAGAGGAUGCUGGGGCUUAUACAUGUGUGGCCGAAAACACAGCAGGAAAAACAUCCAGCAGUGCAGCAGUGUGUGUGAGAGACUAUGAAACAAUAGUUGGGAUCGGUAACGACAUUACCGACACAUUUCACUCUCAUCCUAACACUCCUGACAUGCUAAGCGGGGUCUUAAACUCCUCUCAGAACGUCCCAGAUGACAUCCGUGUUUCUAAAGGCCCACAGUCACCACAGACGCCUCAGACAGGAAGUCCUAUAACAAGCUCCCCAGCACUCAAGAGAGAGGUGCUUGUCAAGAGAAGGAGCAGCUCAGGUCCAGCACCUCCUCUGCAGUUUGUGGAUCCGUUAGAUCGCCUGGAGGUGCAUGUUGGAGAGACGGCCUGUUUGAAGUGUGUGUUCAAAGGCAGCUCUCCUGUAGCUUCUUGCUGGGUCUGUAAAAAAAAAGAGGUGGUGGAAAGCUCCAGGUUUCGUAUUGAGUCCUGUGAUGAAAGCAGUUCUCUGGUGAUUUCCGAAGCCGUUCCUGAGGACUCUGGACGUUACACGAUAUUUGUACGAGAUCGCAAAAGUUCAGCCCAACACACAGUGACCCUUAAUGUCAUUGACCUGCCUCAGCCUCCUGCCUCCUGUCCUGUGGUGUACGUCCUCUCCCCUCACGCUCUGGUUUUGUCCUGGUCUGGGCCGUCUUAUGAUGGUGGCAGUGCUGUGACUGGAUACGUGGUGGAGGUUUGUGAAAACCCCGGGGCAACUGAUCAGUGGAGAGAGCUCACAUCCCAGUGCAAGAGCACCUCGCUCAGGGUGACCUCAGGACUCCAGCCUCAAGGAGAAUACUGCUUCCGGGUCAGGGCCUGUAACGCUGUGGGGGUUAGCGAACCCAGCCAAGAGUCCCAGCCAAUCAGGAUGGACAACACAGGAGAGCCCUGUGAUGAGAAACCAGUGGAGUAUGUGACUGUGACCAUCAACACUGUGGAUAAACUUACUGACCACUACAAUGUCCUGGAAAAACUCGGAGUAGGGAAGUUCGGCCAGGUGUUUCGGAUGACCCAUAAGGAGACGGGCCGAGUUUGUGCUGGAAAGUUCUACAAAAGUCGUCGGAUAAAGGAGAGAGAGGCCGCGAGGAAAGAAAUAGGGCUGAUGAAUUUCUUACACCAUCAAAAGCUUGUCCAGUGUCUUGCCGCAUAUGAUAACAAGGAUGAGAUGGUCAUGGUGAUGGAAUAUGUUGCUGGUGGAGAGCUGUUUGAGCGCAUUGUAGAUGAGAGUUUUGAGCACACCGAAGUGUCCAGUGUGGGCUACGUGCGUCAGAUUCUGGAGGGGAUUCAGUACAUGCACCAGCAAAAUAUUAUCCACCUGGACCUCAAACCUGAGAACAUCGUCUGUGUGGACAGGACUGGGAGUCAGAUCAAAAUCAUUGACUUUGGACUCGCUAGCAAGCUGGAUCCCAACACACCUCUGAAGGUGAUGCACGGCACUCCGGAGUUUGUUGCUCCUGAGGUGAUCAACUUUGAGCCGGUCUGUCUGAACACGGACAUGUGGAGCAUCGGGGUCAUCUGCUACAUCCUGUUGAGCGGUGAAUCUCCGUUCCAGGGUGAAAGUGACGCAGAGACUCUGGCUCUCGUGACAGCAGCGCAGUGGGAGUUUGAUGAGGAGAGCUUUGAAGAUAUCACCGACCUGGCAAAGGAUUUCAUUAGAUCUCUGCUCAGCAAAGAUGCCAGGCGCAGGAUGGCGUGUGAUGAAGCCUUGGCUCAUUCCUGGCUGGCAUAUACUUGUGUAGACACCACCAAAAACCUUUCCAAAGACAAGAUGAAGAAAUUCCUGACUAGGCAGAAGUGGAAGAAAACAGGCAAAGCUUUGCUGGCUCUGAAGAGGAUGGCUAUAUUGUCUAAACCAGAGGCUUCCGCAAGCUUGAGCCCUGUAGAUGAGACCGAGCAGGCACUGCAGUCUCUGGAGCUGAAGCUUCAAUGUAAACCUGAGUUCACGAGGACUCCGUCUGACCUGACUGUCCCGCAGGGCUCCAGCGCCCAACUCUCCUGUCUCAUCACAGGUUACCCUGACCCUGAGGUGGUGUGGCUGAAGGACGGGGAGCUGCUGGAGCUGCAGGAGGAGUGUGUGAAGGUGGACUAUGAGGAGGACGGCAGCUGUACUCUCACCCUAGAGAACGUCUCUCCGCACCACAGCAGCCUGUAUUCCUGCAAAGCCACUAAUGUACUCGGGGAGGCACUGUGCUCCGCUACUCUUACUGUAGAGGAGAAAUGACAAGCACAUGAAUUCAUAAUGGCAUAAAAAACACAUAAAUACACACACCUGACAGAUUAAAAUAUACUGAUGCAGCUAUUGCCGAUACAAUUGUGAAUUCAGUGUUAAAACUGUAAUAAAUAUCUAAUUGAUGCUAUUAUGCUUAUUAUUAUGUUUGUGAUUCAUGCUUAUUUUUAGAUUAUUAUUGGACUUUGGUUCAAUAUCAUUAACUGUGAGCAAUUUUUAGCACUGUAUGACUUUUCAACACAGUCUUGAUUUUUAAAAACGUUUAAAUUCUCAUUUAUUUACACACGGCUUGGUGUCUGAUGGGAAAUGGGAGUCUAAAUACCUGUAUGUUUAAUUAACUGAUUAAAGUCAGCAUGAAAUGGAAAUUCACCUAUUUUCAAAAUGCAUUAUUAUAUUAUAUAUUAAUAUUGUUGUGAACAUUUCAUGCCUGCAUAAUUUUCUUUUUUUCAAUUUCUUUCUUAUAAUAUUCAAUAAAAAUGUCAUAACUCUCAACUUUUCAAAACAUCAAACUUCUUCAUUCAUUUAAUGCACUUAAAUGAGCACACAACCAACUGCAAGCUAUAUUCAGAUCUGGCUAUAUUUUGAGUGCAAUUCCCUCGUUAAAAUCAACAGAUGAGUAGGACCAAGUUCCAGAAGAGUUCAGAAAAGGUCUGACUUGUGACAGCUUGCUCGAAAUACAUUCCCAAUGAACUGAGACCACUCAUUAAAAUGUCAACAUGUCAAGCAUCAUGCUGUUAUUAAUGUCCAAACAGGCUGUUUGAAGACACACUUUACAGACACAUUUGACAAUAAAAAUGCAGAUUUGAUAAUAAUAAAUUAUCUUACAAACUAACCUGCACAUGUGCUUGUUUCAUCUGUAAAGAGUCAUUCUAUUGAUUUGAAUUAUAUGAUGUUAUGAACUUCAUUGGAAUCCUCAAAUCUGCAUUAUGCUUUGAUCGCAAAUUUGGUAACCAAAUGUUCAUAUGCUGAUUUCAAUGUAAAGGAAACCUCCUAAGACACAUUUGCAGGUUUGAUGAUAUCUGUUACUGAUGCUGUACGUGCCAUUUUGACAAAGUAAUUCCAUGUUGUGGUCAUUUGCCACCAGCCAUUUGACGUGACAUCUGACGUGUCCAUAUCAGUAACACUACAUGUUGCAGUCAUUUGUGACCACAGUAUUUGUUUGAGAAUGGAAGAGCACAUCUACUAGGCUUUUAAAAGCCACACUUUUAGACAAUUCUGGUUGUUCAAUAGGUAUCAGACAAUAAACAAAUGACACCAUUUAUUUGCAUUUAUGUGGUUAUUUGAUGCUUAUUUUAUGCAUGAUUUAUGGGUUUUCAACAGGCCACAUGUCAAAAUAACCAAUCCUACACGUGAUAU